This is a messenger RNA of Betta splendens (Siamese fighting fish), 11992 nucleotides long. It is a transcript of the gene ngef, whose product is annotated as neuronal guanine nucleotide exchange factor. NCBI's taxonomy places the organism in Eukaryota, Metazoa, Chordata, Actinopteri, Anabantiformes, Osphronemidae. Gene Ontology annotation, biological process: activation of GTPase activity. The record is from RefSeq and is a predicted model, not a curated record. Gene Ontology annotation, molecular function: guanyl-nucleotide exchange factor activity; protein binding. Bases 244 to 2487 code for a protein of 747 amino acids. The transcript has 16 exons.
CCAUAAUUAAAGCUUAGUCAGAAAAAGUGUCACACUCGCCUUGUUUCAGCUAUAUAUAACACUUGGAGGAGGGAAGGAGGGACACUCAAACCACCUGUGUUGUACUGGGAUUUGUUUUUCACCUGAUAUUUGUUUUAUUUUUAAAGAUGGAUUUGCUCCUGGAUUUUGGCUAAUUAUGACAACUUUUUUGCAGAGUCAAACAAAACCAUAUUUUUAGCAAAACAAGAGCUGGAAUCAUUCACCAUGUCUGUGGCUGCACUAUUUAGGGGGAAGUGGGGGCAUAAGUCACAAGAAACCCAAGUGAAGCAGCCAGUAGCUGUGAUUCCACCCGGCCAUGAGGAGGAAGAGGAUGAGGAGGACUCCCUAGUUGGUUUCACUAGGGAGCCAAUCCGCAGGAACUCCCGCUUUUACCGCUCAAUGAGGAAGAAGCGGCCUGUCCCAUCUGAGCAGUGUGAAAAUUCCACCAGACAAAGUUUGGACCCUUCAUCUAAUACACCCUUAUCCCAGAAAUCACCUUUGUUACCAGGAGCUAGGUGCCCCCAGCCUUCACCACACCUCCAUCAUUCCAGAACUGCGUUGCCAAGCAAUGGUGUGACCAGCAGCAGACAUGCUCUGUACUACAAGGAUGCUGGGGAAAGGCAAAGAGGAGGAGUGGGAGGGAGCGUGGACAUAUCUGCUGGCUCCAACAGCCAGCAUAGAGAUUUCGCAGCUGACACGAAAACUUAUCGGACUCACGGCAUUCAAAGCAGGGACAUAACGGAGCUGUCAGAACGAACAGCUGCAGGUCUCACAGUACAGGACGGCAGAGGGAAAAACAUGAGUUCACAACAGCCCAAUUAUGAAGGACCAGACCAGGAAAACGCCAACAUCAGGCUGCUGAGCAAUGGAGAGAAACCACAGACAAUCUGUCACAGUCUCAACAUCAUCAAGAACAUUGCUUUCCUGUACCAGGAAUACCGGGACAGCUCCAAGCAACAGGAAAUUGAGCAAAGGCGGCAGCGUGAGAAUCUCUCCCCUGAAGUAACGGGAGGGACUGGGGCAGAGUCUGGAGUCACGUCCCCCCCAGUAUUACAGCUGCAGCUGAGGAACAGCGCUCGCUCACUGAGCCUGUGGCAGAACCUGGACGUUGUGCAAGCUAGUGGGCUGCUCAACCAGUUAGCACACAAAGAAAUCAUAAUGCAAGAGGCCAUGUUUGAGCUCGUUACCUCAGAGGCGUCCUACUACAAGAGUUUGGAGAUUCUGGAGACUCACUUCCUGCGCAACCCUGUCUUAAUUAACACCCUCAGUCAGUCUGAUAUGCACUUCUUGUUCUCCAACAUUGAGGAAGUCAUGAAGGCCAGUGAAAGGUUCUUGAUGGAUCUGGAACACCGAAUUGAAAAGUCUAUUUUGAUUUCUGAUGUGUGUGACAUUGUGUAUCACCACGCUGUGGAACACUUCAGUGUGUUCAUCAAGUAUGUAAUCAACCAGGUCUACCAGGAGAAGAACUACAGACGUAUUUUAGAGGGAAACCUGGCAUUUCGGGAAACCAUGGCUACGUUGGAGAACCAUCCACGUGUCAGGGGUCUGUCCUUUACCUCUUUCCUAAUCCUCCCGUUCCAGAGGAUCACCAGGCUCAAACUGCUCGUGCAAAAUAUUCUGAAGAAAGCAGAGGAAAACUCAGAGCGUGAAGCAAAUGCUAUAAAAGCGCAUCAACAACUGGAGCAGAUUGUGAAGGAGUGUAACGAGGGAGUGAGGAAAAUGAGUCGCACUGAGGAGCUAAUCAGCAUUGAGAAAACACUGGAGUUUAAAUCCAAGUCGGUGCCCAUCAUUUCCCACUCACGCUGGCUGCUAAAGAAGGGUGAAGUGCAACUAAUGGCCGGACCUAAGAGCACGAGGACCAUGCGGAGUCGUAAACUCUAUCAACCAGUCUACCUGUUCCUUUUCAAUAAUCUACUACUGGUCACCAAGCCCAGCUCUAGUGGAGACAAGUUUCAGGUCCUGGACUCGUGCACACGGGCCAUGUUGAGAACUGAAGACCUUGAAGACCAGGGCCAGAUGUUGGCUAAUGUCUUUAAUCUCAAGCUGCUGGAGAACCAAGAAGAGCGCCUUGUCAACUACAUGCUGAAGACCUCCAGCAUGAGUGAUAAGCUACGAUGGAUGUGUGCGCUUACUCCUAACCGCCGCACACGCUUUAUGUCUACAAGCACCCAUCAAACAGACUCCCCACAGGUGCAGUGUAUUCAGUCAUACUCAUGUCAGGAGCCGGACGAACUCUCCAUUGAGAUGGCCGAUGUUCUAAACCUUCUCGAGAGAACAGACGAUGGCUGGAUGAUGGGUGAGAGGCUCCAUGACGGCGAAAGGGGCUGGUUCCCCAGUCGAGUAGUAGAAGAGAUCCAGAGCAGGGAGGUCCGAGCUCAGAACCUCAGAGAGGCCUUUAGGAUCCAGCAGGCACAGGAAGGGGGGAUAACCUCUGGCGAGAUCUCGACAUUGAAGUGGGCAGGCAGCUGAUGCCAUCCAGGAGGUGCAGAGAUACCUGGCAGAGGGCAAAAUUGCCAGGUCCCAGGAUCCUAUGAGAUAGGGGGACAACCAAAUUUACAAUUUCUCUGCACUCCAGCCUCAUCUGUGCCGUGUGAGCAGGUCUUUUCUACAGCUGGAGAAGUUGUAUCAAAAAAGUGUAACAAACUCAAUUCAAAAUGUAAUCAGUGUUACCUUUUUUUUGUUCUGUCCAGCAGUUUAACAAGCAUGCUGUAUUAGGCUGAAUGCCGUAUUGUGAUGGACAGCUUUGCUUUUACAAGGGGAGUAUAUAAGAAAUAUAUAUACUCUUCUCGAUUAAUUGUUUAAUAAUUUAUUUAGUCCAUCCUAAAUAUAUGUGAUGUCGCUGUGUUGGUGGACAGGUUGUAUUUUUGCAUUGGGGUGUGUGUGAGGGGAAAAUCAGUUAAGCAAACAAUCAGCGCAAAAUAAAUAAAUAGGGAUGUACUGUACCUUAGGCUGACACAUUCAUAACUAAAUAAGUGCUGUACUGUGGUUUACCUUGAAAUUAAUAUUAAUACCAAUAAUAGUAUAUCAAGGAAUGUGCACACACACAAACAUAUACAUAUAUCAUAUACACACACGUAUACAUUGUUAUACAUAAUCUCAUAAUACUUAAUAAUAGCCAUCACAUACAACAUCACAACUACCAUAAUCACACAAUAUUGAUAUUGAUAGUGAUAAGUACCAGAAAUAUUUUGUGGUGGAAAUUUCCCAUAAAGAGGCAGAGGCUGCCUUUUAACCCCUUUCUCUGGCUCUGGUGGAAUGUCUCUCUGCAGCAAUGGAAUUGUUUUUGCCACCUUAUCCCGCUCUGAGUGAGAAUGUUUGCUUUCUCACUUCUGCAUCAUCAUGUCUUGUUAUCCAAAGGAAGGAACACCGAGCUUCCAAGACAAGAUGCAUUCGCUUUAACAGCCUUGGGUCUGGUGGGGAGUCAGAUAGGAAGGAGCCAGAGUCCGGGUGUAAAAGGCAAACAUAUAUUAUAAAUUAUUAGUCAGUCAAAUGGAACAUCAGAUGUUUAAACUUGAUGUACAACAGGGCAAAAGAGAUUAGUUGUUUGUGUAAGAAUGUUCAGUUCAGUAUUGCACCUAACCAGCACAUGACGACUGUGUUGGAUAAGAAAAAGCACAAAGGCACAAUUUUUUAGAUUAGAUUAGAAAGCCUAUUUAUCAGCUCGGGUGUUGAGUGUCCCACUACAAGGUUAGUAAAGCUGUAGCUUAAUAUUAUUCACCCAAAGGGUGAGGCAGACGUUGGUGCAUGAACAAUGCCACUUGUGGAAGCUAGGGUGAUGUGAGGGGCUCGGCCACUACGCCCAUCCAGCAAGCAGAGGAUAUAUCCCCCGGCCCGCAGCACAAGGCCAGCAAAUAGUGGGGGUCAGCAGAAAAGAGACCACCCAGGCAGCGGAUCUGUGUACCCCGGGCGGAAAACGGGACUCCCAACAAACUAACCACACCACUCGCAUACACCCACACCCACUACCACAAACUCUCACAAAAAACAGUCAAUCAUACGUGAACCCAUGUACUCUCAGAUACAUUCUCACACCCACACCAUUCGCUUAUUCUUAUACAUAGAGAGGGUAGGUCUCUGGCCUGUUGCCCGUGUGGUCCCAGGCAGGUACCACAGCACCUCCCGAGCCCCGCCUGGGGUCUGUCUGCCCCAGUGAAAGAGCCCACCCCAGCCCUGAAUGUAUGUGUAUAUGUCUAAGUAUGAGGAACUGGGAGACCACCAGUUCCCCGAGGGGUCCAGCAGACAGAGCCACCAAAGUGAAGGCUCUGUUCACUGCCACCCCCCAGAGGCAGCUUCCAAAGUCCUGGAUACUCAUGUAUGACUAAUGCAAUUAAAAAUGCAGAGCAUCCCACUUAGGAGGGACAGAAUCACUUUCCAAUAGUCCCUCCAUCAGUAGGAUAAUCAGUGUUACCCGAGUCUGUCAACUAGGUUGCGUGUUAGUAUUUUUAAGGUCCAGUAGGUGUCAGUAGUCAGUGACAUAGUAUCGACAGUAUCAAUACAGAUUUGCAAUGUGUCGAAGCAUCACUACUAAUUAGCAACUAAGCUUAAACCACAACAGUUACCAUACAUGUUAAAAUUUGAUAGAAUAAUGACAUAACCCCAAAUUACAAGCACAUUUCAAUAGUACAAAAGCUUGGUCCACCGCUCCCUGCCUGUAGCCGCUUGAAGGCUGAUAGCUAUUAGCUGUUCCCCCCAGGUGUGUUGGAUUGCAGCAACCCACAGCAGCAUAUUUCAACACAUUGACUGCUCUCUGGCUGUCGCUAACUUUUAGCUUGCCUCACAUAUGUGUGUUAGUACAUUUUAAAACAGACAAACUAACAUAAUACAUCAUAUAAGUAUCAAGCAUUUACUUACUGCAGCAAGGGGAUGACGGACUGCAGGGAUAGAUCCUUACUUCAACCGGAGCUGUGGCAUUGUAGCACCCUCGUUCUUGAAGCAGUCCGAGGUGAAAUGAAGUCCACAUACAUACAAAUGCUGAGGCAGUGUUGCCGACGCUGGUCCGUUAGAAGUAAAAGUAACCCACAAAGUCCUCAGGUGUUGGUGUUUUGGUGUGGGUUAAAACACCCAAGAGCGGAGAGAGGACUUGGGCGCUGCCAUGUUUGUCUGCUCACGGUGAGUGAGAGAGGGAUAAGGCAGAAUUCCAGUUUUGGUUCUGUAUCAUCGUGGGGUGGUGGUUCAGGUUUUCCUGGGAGGAUUCCCCCAAAAAAUCUAGUUUUGAAAGAGCUUUUUCAAAACCAGACAUAAUUUAAUUUAAAGCUGAAAUUGGGGAAAUCAAGAGAUUAAAAGGUGCACAGACCAUGCUCAUACUCGAAUUGUGUUUACCAUUUCACAACAGCGUUCAUCACCUCUCAGAGUGCUUCUUGAUGGAUGAUACAAUGCAUUUUAACUGCCUCAGCUCUGCUCUGCUGCACCUUGGCGCACACCAAACAGGCCAUUAAUUUACACCUGUAAUUGCUGGUGCUCCAGCCGUUAUAACUCCACACAACUUGUCCCAAUAAGUCCUACCUUUUCAACUGUAUUUGACACAUCUUUAAAAAUGUCUCUUGCAGUUCCUUGAUGAUGUAAUUUUCAGUACCCCAUAGCAAACUUUUUCUUUCCUUAAUUUUGUUUUGUAGAGCAGCUGCCUCGAUCAACUCAGUUACUCGACCUAGCGUUCAACCCGAAGAAGUCAAAACCGGCAGGUUUUACUAUAUUCUGCUAUUUUUUUAAAAAUUGACUGCGGACCAAUUAAGACUUGCUCACAGGCCGCAGUUUGGAUUACCCCUGGUCUUACGGAACAACAAAUCGAGGGCUGGGUACAUUGUAUGAAGUUGAUGAGAUGUAUAAAGUGUCACUGGGUGUUAAAACGAAUGUCUUUUUUUUAGGCAAAUGCAGGUGCGACCUAACCUGCAUAGCUGCGCAGCAGACCUUCUGCUGUCAAUUUAUAGUUUCAAUGUGCGCCUUACAUAUUAUUUUGCUGAGCUGAUUUUUAAAAUUUUAAAAAGGUAAUGUCAGAAAAAGCUAAUACCCACCCUGCAUGAAACAAAAAAAGAGUAUUUCAAAAGAAAAUACCUAUAACCAAGUGUUUAAACGUUGCAUGUAAUAAAUGAAAGACAAAUGUCCACAAAGUUUGAGAUAUUUUACUAAUGUGCUGAAAUAAAAACAAAAGGAAAAUAAAAUGACAAUUUUAUUUCCUUAUGGGUUUUUUUUUGCUUUGAAAAACAUUUUUCUAUCUUUAAAACCACACCACCACAUUCAGUCAGCAUUAAACUUUACACAAGGGGUCCACUGAAUAGAGUUAAUGUAACUGGAUUUAGGAGGGACUACUUAUCUAAACAAAAAAUGUUUUAGUGCCUUUUUCAAGCAUCAUUUCAAAGCCAAAGCACAAGUGGCCAUUUUUUGUUAGAAGUGUUCAAGAUUGAAAAAAAAUAGACACAAAUGAAAAUGUGAACAAAUAUUCCCUGCCAAUAUAACCAUUGCUGAACUGGGCAUAUCCAUAGUUAGCAAGGUAAACUAUUGAAAACUCGUGUUUUCACUAUCAACAUCAUUGCCCAAAAAAACUACAAUACAUAUUUUACACAGCAGUAUAGAAAGGCAAGUUUGCCUAACAUAUACUUUUGGGGAAAUAUUGGGAUAAGGUAAGGUGAAAUUUAAUGAGAUCAAAGAUUAGUUGUAUGAAUAAUGCUUAUAUCAGGCAAAGUAAAGUAGAGCUCUUUAAACCAAAAAAAAACAACAACAAAAAAAUGUUUAAUGCAAAUGUAAAGAGAUUGUGUGCAUAAAUCAAAGAACACCAAAAUCAUGCCACUACACUGGUCUGCUCAGAAAUAAUUCACUAAUAGUUCAUAAAGUUACUGAAGCUUUAAACCACAAUUUUUUAAUUUAAAUGUGUUUUGCAAUUACGUUAUUUUUAAGAAGUUUUAAGAAGCUGUGUACCAGCACCUGGUUUCUUAACAUUAAAAAAAAGCUUGCUGAGCUUGGUUAGUUUCCAUAUACAUUAUUAUAGCUUAUGACAAAAUAGACGUAAGGCCCAUUUAUGAAAGUUAAGAACUUGCUGUAUGAAAGGAGUAUACUGUCAAGCUGUCAGAACUGGAAUGCACCAACUCUGGAAGAUUUAUUUAUUAAAAUGCUUGUAAAACCUAAAUAUUUUGACCAAACCGUAUAUUACAGCAGUUUACACUUAAAUCACACUUUGAUUCAACACUCAACUGUACACAACAGAAAUUUUAAAAAUUCAUAUUUACCUCUAUGUAAUUUAGGGAUUUUAAACAGGUUCUAAUAUUAAUCACAAACAAUAACAAUUUAUUAUUAAUCUAAAACAAUACAGUGAAUGCUUCCAGCAUUCACAACAUUGUUUUUCUACUCUUUUGUUUUAUUAUUACAAUACAGUGAAUGCUGGAAACAUUCACUGUUUAGUGAUUCAAAUCUUUAUUAUUAUUAUUUUCAUUUAAGUCAUUAAGCUUUUUUCAACAUUUUCUUCUCAUUGAAAUGAAUGGAAAACCAUUUUCAAAUAUUCUUCAGCAUUGCCUAAUUUCAGCUUUAACUAUCUCAGCAUACUUUAAGCUACAAACACUGUUUGAACUUUAGAAUAUUAUAAAGACAUUCAGACUAUUAAUCUCCCAAAAAUCUUUAAAAUAUCUUUAAUAGUUUCUGAUUUAUAGCAGUUUAAAUAUGGAGUGGUUUUUGGUAAAUCAAUCAAUUGGUGUGUAUUGCGUAAGCUAGAGCGCGUGAUGUCACAGCUAGAGUGCGAGGGCGCAAUUUUCUAAGCCAUAAAUUCUGUCGUCACUACAACUACAAUUUCCACUCUAACAUCUAUUCAACUCGAACAUAUUUUUUCACUUGUCUGUAGUCACACUUGUCUUCUUUCUAAAAAUGUGUCUGGUUAAGCCCUCAGACAUAUACUUUAGCCUGUAGCUGCCUCAAAGGGCAGAGACUUCCAGAGUUCCUCACAUAUACUCUAAUGCAUUUGUCAAAACAUUUUUAACGAAAAAAGGGGAAGGACUGGCAUUUUGAAAUCGCUGUGGCCACAAUUUAUAGUCUUACCACAUGCUCAUUGAAGCCUUGGCACUUAAAGUAUAGUUAUUUGUGUGAUAGUUAUUAUGGUUUUGCUGUAACAAGCCUGUUUAGCAGGGGUGUAAAAGAAUGUUUUACAGUCUAGCAAUUGCCGACACAUUCUCAAAAUCCUUUCAAAAUAAAAGCAGCACUGUAAAACUUUUACUUUCUGGUUAUGACUGGAUAAAUAUGACUACUUAAUGAGACUAUUUUAUAGUUUAGUAAUUUUCCCCACACACUUCCUCCAACUCCUUUCAAAGUGAAAAUACCAACCCAAAUCUUUAGCCUAAAUUGCCCUUUUCUGAUUUUGACUGAUUAAUAAUGAUUACCUAAUGAGCCUUUUUUACAAUAAAGCAAUUAAUUGCAGAUGCUUCCUCCAAAGCUCCAACUUUUCUCAGUUCACAAUUCAACUACUUCUGCACCUACUUUCAGCUAUAUUGAAUAUUUGAAUUUGAAUAUUUCCACAACAUUGAGCUAUUGUUUCAGCUCUUGAUCUGAUAACUGUUUAAUUAUACUAUUGAGCUGUUUUGAGACAUUACGCUAUAUUAAUCAAACUAAGCAAAGCUUCCUUUAAUUUCAGCCAAUGUUUUAAAUGUUUCAGCUACUUUCAGCAAUUCUUCAUCAAUACAUUAAGCAUGGAAGCAUUCACUGUGCAUAUUCUUAUGGGAAUGCUUAAUCUCGUUAUUAUAGGUUCUUCAGUGCGUUUUUCAGCACUUAACUACUUCUGCAUACUUUCAGCUACAUAAACCAUUUAACUAUCAAUAUAUUCCCGCUUUUUACAACAUUUUCUUCCCAUUGAAAUGAAUGGAAAACCAUUUUCUAGAUACAGCAUUUCCAGAGGAAAAUGCACAGUGAAUGCUUCUAUGCUGAACGUAUUCCUGAAGAAUUGCUGAAAGUAGCUGAAACACGUCAAGUAUAGAUGAAUGUAUGUGACAAGAAUUAGGAGUUGUUAUAUUUGCAGAUGACGCUUAAGUACUUGAAUUUCAAAUUGAGUAAACCUGAGAAAGAUUUGCUGAAGUUGAACUGUUGAAAAUGAAGAAAGUGUGUAAAGGUGUGCUUAAUUUGAUGGAAUAUAGCUUAAUGUAUUAAGCAGGUAAAUAUAAAAUAGUUUUCAAGAACUUAAAGAAUAGCUCAAAGUUUUGGAGAUAUUCAAUACAGCUAAAAAUAGCUGCAGAGGAGGUAGCUGAAUUUUAAAUUGAGAAAAGUUGGAGCUUAAAAGGAAGCAUCUGCAGAUAACUGAGUAAAUAAGAGUAAAAUUAUCUUUUUAAUCAAUCAUAAUUAACCAGUCAGAAGCAGAAAUAGUGCAAUUGAAGCUAAAGAUUUUGAUUAGUGCUUUUUUACUGCAUUUCAUUGCAUUGUACUCGUAUACAGGUAUUGAGAAUAAUGUUGAAUCUAAUCUAUAUAUUUUGAAAGGAUUUGGAGUGGGCGUGUGUGGGUAAUUAUUAGACUAUAAAUUUGUAGUCAUAUUUAGCCAGUCAAAUACAGAAAUUUUGCUAUAAAGGUUAAAGUUUUACUUAUCGAUUCAUGCUUUUAUUUUGAAAAGAUACGAAGGAAAGGAUUUGGAGGAGGUGCGUGUUCCUAAUUCAUUAACUAUAAAAUAGUUUCCUUAAAAAGCAAGAAUAGUGCCAUUAGAGCUAAAGAUAUGAAUUGAAAAAGCUCAAGGUUGCAAUCGUUUAAAAGUAGACCUGAUGCAAAGGUUAAUGUGCUAUUAUAAAAUCAUUCAUCAAUUAUAGGUUAACAGAGCUGAUAGUGAACAAAGCUGAAGAGUUUUCUUCAGAUGGGGAAGCAAAAUUAUAAACAUAUUAAUAUUAUUUAUUUUAUUAAAGUGGCAAAAGUUUAAAAGGUGUAAACCUAUUGCAAAAUCAAAUAUUGUAAUAGAACAUCAUGAAUCAAUCAUUGCAAAUGUCACUCCUUCUCAUACUAGUUUCAGUUAGGCUGCCAACAAUUACUCACAAUUGACCAUUACCCAUAUAGCAUCGCGCUGAAAAUCUGCAUAUACUGCUGAAUGCUGUAAUGUUGGAGUUAUUCUUCAAGAAAUGCUAUAACAUUAAAACAAAUAGCUGAAAGUGGUGCUCUGAAUUGAUACUGUUGUAUUGGUAUAUUAUAUUGCUACAACAAACCUGUCCGAAUCAGAAAGAAAUCAGAAAUCUUGUUAUUAAAGCAAAAAUUAAAGAGUUGAAUUAAGGGUUUAAAUUUGAAUGGAUGGAAAUGUGUGUGGGUAAUUGUUGAGUGUAACACUGCUAUAACUGAAACAGCAUUCACUGUUUAAUUAUUCAAAUUUUUAAGCUACAGACAGUUUUUGAACUGUUAUAUUCUAAAAACAUUUAACUAUUAAUCUUCCAAAAAUCUUUUAAAUAUCUUUAAUUGUGUAUGCUAUUAAAGAUAUUUAGAGUGUGAGGGCAUGAGAUUUUAAGCCAUAAAGUCUGUCUUCAACUCGUCACUACAGGCACAAUUUUUAAGCUAUGAACAUAAUUUUUUCAGUUGUCUGUUGUCAUACUAGUCUAAUGAUGUGUCUGAUUAAGCCCUCAGAUCUAUACCUUAGUCUGUAGCUGCUGCUGAGACUUUUGGUGAGAAAAGGAGGACUGGCAUUUUGAAAAUUGCUAUGGGCACAAUUGCAAGCUUUAAUAGCACUAUUUAUGCUUUUGAAUGGGUAAUCGUGACUAGAUAAUGAAACUAUUUUACAGUUUAGCUAUUAAGCACACACAGCUCCUCAAAUCCUUUCAAAAUAAAAGCACCAAUCCAAUUCUUUAGCCUAAACAUCACUUUUCUGCUUUUGACUAGUUAUUAUGACUAGUUAAUGAGACUAUUUUACUGUUUAGCAACCUACACACGCUUCCAUCAAAGCUCCAACUUUUAUCAAUUUCAAAUUCAACUACUUAUUUAUUAUAUAUGAAUAUUUCCAAUAUUUCCAAAACGUUGAGCUUUUCAUUCAGCGUUCAGCAUUCGUUCAAAUUAAGUAAAGCUUUACACACUUCCUUCAUUUUUUUAGCAGUUCUUCAAUUUCAGCAAAUCUUUUUCAAGUUUCCUCACUUUCAAAUUCGACUGGUUUAGCUUCUUCUGCAAAUAUUCAACUUUAAACUCCUAAUUCUCUUCAGAUAACAACUCUUCCUCUCUCUGUAACAGUUGAUCUUUAUCUAGGCAAUAACAUGUAUAAUAAAACUUUAGCUAGUAAACAGAUGUGAUUAGACAAUAGUAAAUAGACUUGAUGUAAGUGUGUGUAGAUGUGUUCAGCAUUUUUAUUUUUAAUCUCCAUACCUUCUUGUGUGUACCCCCAUCAGUCACAGCAAUCAAAAUGUGCAAAAUAAUUUCCCUCUGGGAUUAAUAAAGUUUUUGAAUCUUUAACCAAUUCAUCUAUGCUUUAAAUGCUUCAGGCUACUUUCAGCUAUGUUUUAAAUGUUUCAGCUACUUUCAGCAAUGCUUGCAUUCACUGUGCAUUUUACUCUGAAAAUGCUUUAUUUAGUCAUUCAAUUUGUCUUCCCUUACUCAAGAUAUGUCUUGGAUAUACACAAGUUAAGAAAGUUCCAACUGGAAAUGCUACAGAGCUGGAAUUCUUUGCAACUGUAGUUGAUUGGUAGUGCAAGUUAUGUGCAAAGGAGUAUCCAGUUUGUUGUUUUUUUCUUGCCUUACUUGGUAGCACAGCAGCAGCUCCAGAGGGAGAGCCUUAACCUACAAGCUGUAAGAAAAUGACUAAAUGCUGGGGUCCUACACCUAUUAAGAAAAAUGUCUAGAUAGCCUAAUUGAACCAUUUGUCUUUCAAUACAGCAUAAUCACCCACAUUUGACUACAAAGGCCCAGAGAAGAAAUGGUACAGUAAAGGGGAUAGAUUAGGGGAGCACUGGUGAUUAAAGAAAUCUGCAUUGUGACUAAACAUUAAAACUAGACCCUUCUGCUUUCCCUAGUAAAACAAGAAAAAAAAAAAAAAAGAAAACAAUGAAAACUUAUUUUAAUU